CCGACGCAGUAGUGUUUCGAUUAUCGUCGUGGAAACAAUGUGAAGCCCAGGUUUCAAUUAUCUGUUUGUGUGUGUGCAUGUGUUUGUGAAUGAUUAAUAUCGUGUAGUGCAGAUCGUUAUUUAGCAGUGUUUCCUAACUCAACGUAAAACGUGCAACAAGCAACAAAGUUCCGAUUGGUGCAAGUGGUCGUUUUGUUGAAACGCAGGCGUGAACCGAGCCGCCGACACCUGAGGAUUGAAUUUCGGCCAGCAAUGGUGGCACCAUGGCCGAUCGUUCAGUGCAUUUGGGCGUGCCGCGCGGUGCUCGCGUCAGUUCGCCGUGUGCGUGAAGAUCGGUCGGGAGAUUUCUGUGCUGCCGGUGCCCGACGACAGCCGGUGUAAUAUUGUGCGUGUGGCUUCGUUCCGGUGCGUGCUGUGUUUGUGAUUGUAACUAGUGUUGGUGCGUGUGUGUGCGCGUGUAUGUGUGCGGGUGUGUUUGCAUGUGCUCGUAAGGUGAAAAGUUAGUGAGCUCGUAGUGUCGCGCCGGCUGUUACCCAUUCCCCGGUGGUGGUGGUGGUGGUGUGUGAGUUCGGUACUCGGGGAGGCCACGGAGGUGUCAGUGCACUGGAUGGUGUGAUAGAAAGGGGGAAUUUCCCAACAAUUGCUACGAUGGAAUUGCGGUACCGGCCCGUGUCGGUUGUUCGGCUGAUGCUGCUGCUGCUGAUGGUUGGCGGCGGCAAGUGGGCGCACGUCAACUGUGAAGGAUUCAAAGCAGAUGUGCCGACUCACCUGGAGAAGGUGCUGGUCAACGAGACGGCCCAAAUCAAAUGCGACGUCUCGUCCAAUCUCACGAACGAUCGCAUCCUGCUAGUGGUGUGGUACAAGGACAAUGUGCCGAUCUACAGCUACGAUACACGUGGACCGCACGUCAACUCGCCGUCUCAUUGGAAGGAUGUCGCCAUCCUGGAAGAUCGUGCCAACUUCAAAACGACACGCGAGCAAAGCCGGGCGGUGCUGGUCAUCAGUCCUGUACAGAAAAAGGACGCCGGAAUCUUUCGUUGCCGUGUCGACUUUUUGCUAUCACCUACGAAAAAUAGUAACGUAAAUCUAGAAAUUGUGGUACCGCCCGAUGUACCGAAAAUUCAUAAUGAGGCUGGAGUCGUGCUUCCAUCCCACGCCGGACCCUACGAGGAGGGUGGCGAUCUGGUGCUGAUAUGCGUCGUCACUGGAGGCAAUCCUACGCCGAAGAUUACCUGGUCCAGCAACGGCAAGACGCUACCGAGUGCGAUGAUCGAUUAUGCACACGAAUCCACGCUCAGCAGCCGGCUCGUGGUGAGAAAUCUGUCCCGCGCCCACCAGCACAACGUGUACAGCUGUCAGGCGAGCAACUUCUACCGGAGAAACGUGACGGCCAACGUGACGAUAGAGCUGCGAUUACGCCCUCUGGCGGUAGAAAUCGUUAACGGCAGCAGCCCACUGUCGGCUGAUCGGCGCUACAUUGUGCAGUGUCAGUCGGUGGGUUCGCGACCUCCGGCCAAGAUUACUUGGUGGAUGGGUGGCGUACAGCUGACAGCGACCAACCAAACGACGUCCGAGGAUGGUAACAGCACACUGGCAUCGCUCAGCUUCACGCCGACCCGGGAGGACCACGGCAAAACGUUAAUCUGCCGGGCGACGAACGAGCUGGUGAAGCGGGGGACCAAGGAAACUUCGAUGAAAUUAAACGUCUUCUAUCUACCCACCCUGAAGCUGGAGCUCGGCAUCAACAUGAACCCGGAGGACAUCGAGGAGGGAGACGACGUGUACUUUGAAUGUAAAGUGAAUGCAAAUCCGUCUGCAUACAAAGUGGUCUGGAAGCAUAAUGAUCAAGUCGUACAGCACAAUUCCAAGUCGGGCGUGAUCAUGAGCAGCACCGCGCUGGCACUGCAAACGGUGACGCGUCACCAGGCCGGCAACUACACCUGCAUCGCCUCGAACGUGGAGGGUGACGGCGAGAGCAAUACGGUGGACCUGAAAGUGAUGUACAAGCCCAUCUGCCGGCCGGAUCAGAAGAAAAUCUACGGCGUCGCCCGGAACGAGGCGGCCGAGAUCCUGUGCCAGGUCGAUGCCUAUCCACCGCCGGAAUCGUUCAAGUGGUCCUUCAACAACACCGCCGAAACGAUCGAUAUGCCGCAGAGCGGAUACCGCGUGCACGCCGAGCAGGCCUCGUCACUGACCUACACCCCAGUAAAGGAGCUCGACUACGGUACGAUCAUGUGCUGGGCGGACAAUGUGGUCGGCCAGCAGAAGGAACCGUGCGUGUUUCAUCUGAUUGCGGCCGGCAAGCCCGAGAUGCCGUACAACUGUUCGCUCGUCAACCAGACGUCCGAGUCGCUGGAGGUCGACUGUGCCGAAGGCUUCGACGGUGGCCAACGGCAGUGGUUCGUGAUGGAAAUCUACGACCUGCAGUCGCACGCCCUGCUCGCCAACGUGUCCUCCAAGCUGCCAAUCUUCACCGUGAACGGGCUGGACGCCGGGCUGCUGCUCAAGAUCGUCAUCUACGCCACGAACAUGCGCGGCCGCAGCGAACCUAUCCUGCUGCAGGCGUACACCCUCAAGGCGGCAGAAAAGCAGACAGGACCGCAUGCCGAGUUCGAGCUGACGCCGAUCGUAUCGAUCGGGAUAUUUAUUGGCAUUUUAACGGUGCUUAUCUGCAUUAUAAUCGCGGUCGCGGCCGCCUUCAAGCUGCGGGCAACGCAGGCGAAACAGCACACCACCGCGACCACCACCACGGCCGGCGGCAAGCGGCCCGGUAAUCUGCCAAUUAAGGAGAAAAUCUCAUUACCGCUCAGCCAGUCGGAAGACAUGUACGACGAGAAGAACCCGGACGUUGUCCCAUCGAACGAGGAUCCCGAUUACAAAUUAAUAUCAGCAAAUCAGACACCCACAGCGCUGCAUAAUUCAUUAUGCAACAGCAAACAUGACAUUAUCGGCAGGACGAUACUAGACGAUAGCCGGAAAACGUACCUAACCGGGUCAGCUAGUGAAGUGCAUUACGCGGAGCUGGCCCUGGCAAUACCGCACGACGACACCGGCGGCAAAACGCACCUCAACAACCAUCUGAAUAAGCUGCCGCCGCCGCCGGCCUACAACUACUUCGACGAGCCGACGAUCUACGCCCAGAUCGACCACGGCGGCAGCUUCGGGAAGGGGGUGCCGCCACCGCCCACCCAAUCCCAUCCCGGGUCCACGAUAGGCGGGGUGGGGUCGACCGGCAGCUCCUCCUUCCCGCUAAUAUCACCGGUGUCGCAGCAGCAGCAGCACCACCACCAUCACCAUCCGCUCACGCUGCAGCUGCAGCAGGACGCAACGCAGCCGGCGCCCCCGCACAACCAGCACCACGCGCCUCACACGCCCCACACGCCGACGACUGCCUCGCUGCUGCAGCUAUCGCAGCCGCUCGGGCAGCAUCCCGGUGCCGUCCUGGCGCACUCGCCACUGCAGCUGUCCCACGCGCUGCCCCAGUCACCCUCCGCCAGCCUGCCGAGCGCCAACGGCGGUGGUGGCGGCAGCAAGCAAUACCUGAGGGAGAUCGUCACCGUGCGGACGCCGCUCGCCUUUUCCCAGCAGGAAAGCUGCGUCUAAAGCUGCGUCACACGGGGAAAGGGGAAAAGGGGGGUUAGGGAAUGAAUGGUAAUGAAGGGAGAACGUGUGUGUGGUGGAAAAAAUGAGAAGAAAAACAAGAGUGAAGUAUAGAAAGAAGGGGCGAGAAUGGAAUGGCUCGAAAGGGCGCUCCACCGACGCUCAACUGCUCAAAUUACACGGUAAACAAGAUGUCCGAUGUUGCAAACUUUUCCAAUGUGUUCGUUUCUCAAAUACUUAUCGUUGGGUGUUGUUUCAGAAAUCUCCCUCCUCCCCCCCCUGCCCAGAUCGGCACGGCGAAAUGAGCCUUAAAAGCCCGAUGAUCAAAUGCGACUUUGCAUACCUUUAGGCGUAGUGUUACUGAACGAGUAGAGACGGUAUGCAAUCGGCACGACGUAUGGUUGCUGCAAACAGAUUUCAAUUUUGCCAAAGAUUUCAUUUAUGGAAAAUUCUAUAAAAAGGAAAAAACAAUAAUUUGCAAAACCCGUAUGCAUUAUACAGUAAUUUAGCAUUUUGUUGAUCUUGCUGCAUAAUUUCACACUAAUACGCCUUAUCUGUUACAAGAUAUUUGGAUUUAAAGUCACUAAUCCCUGGCUAGCAUUGUAUUCUAACCAUGGUCCCCUAGGAAACAUAACUGAACGUCAGGGCUUUCAAGGUGUUAAAGCAUUUGUUUUCGAUUUCCCCACGUACACCGUCUCAUAGUUAGGAGUUCCCAAUAUUCCACCCAGUGUCCGCCAUCAUUUCCUGUACAUCCAUCCUGCCAUCAGCUCCAAAGUUGCUUUAAUUUAAUUAACCAAUCUCCACGCUACUGAUCGAUUGUUAUCAAACCAAAACCGGGGUAGAACGUCUUCCUCCCCCGAAUCGCACACCGCCCGGUCCCGGAUGUGUGUGUGUGUGAGUGUGUACUCCUGCUCGAUUAUUUCCGGCAUGGUCAGCGAGCAUUCCGCAGUACGGAUGCGGUCGCUUCAUAAUUAAUUGACAGCGAUUCAUCAAAUCAAGCGCAGCGAAACCGCAAAACCAAACACUCCAAUGCACCGAUUGGUAUUUGAUGCCGCCAGUGAACCACAAACGUCUUGAGUUUUUUUUCUCUCGUUUAACAGGAACAGUAACCAGGCUACGGGAGAGACGAUGACUUACGUUCCGACACUCCCACCUUACCUCAAUUGUUGGGUGCGAGGGGAUGCGCGCGUUGUGCGGGACGCCCUUAUUUGUAUUGGAAAAGCGCAAUCGACAUGCAAUCAGUUGUGCCAUUUGUAGUUCGCUUUCGGCCGGCGCGAUAAUUCCCGGCCAAUAAUAGUACUGAUUGUCUUGUCUCGAUUGUAACCAGCCGCGGGAAAGGGGAGAGGUGCCAUGGUGGUCAGAGACCAUUUCCAGCGUUUAACUACAAUGGUGUGUGUGUGUUUUCGUGCCGUGUAUGGGUUCGCAUGAUGGCAGCAAACCUAAGAUUAUCAUGUUUCUGCUUAAUGGAAAAUUUAUGUAGAUUUUCCCCCUAGUCGGGCGACCGGUGACACCACCUGCUCCACGCGCCACGGUGUCACUCGGUACCGGUUGGAACCAGUGCGGCUUUGCCAGAGUGGUGAAGUCCCCGGGCUGAUACUGGUUUGGUGCUCGCGUGAUUCUAGUUUCUGCCACCUCAUGCCCUUUAUCCGUUGGUUGUAUUUCGACCGAUAGGGAAGGACUGAAGGUAGGUGAAUGGAAAGUUUCACUUUCUGCUUGCAUGAUUAACGGGUGCAGCGCGCAUUUGGUUCCUCGCAAUGAAAACGCUUCAGACCAAUUGAUUGCGGUGGUAUAAGUUAUCGCAACGCGUAAGAUUUACGUACCGGUCGUCCAUUGGAGAAAAGCUGUUGAAAGGCUCGAGAUUUUAGUUUACGAACCUACAGACAUUUUUAGGAUUCAGAAAGCAAAAGGAAUCAAUUGUUGCCCAAGGCGACUAUUUCGCAUCACAUCUUGCUCCAGCCAGCAAGUGACAGCACAAUGCUCGGCAGCACAGUUCUUCGCGGGUUGUUAGCACAAAGUGUAACAUGACUUACCUGCUUCGGAAACGAUUUCCCAAUUGCAGAUCUAAACUGUUUUGCACACAAAACGAACCACACAAGCAAAAACUGCCCACUCACCAACGCCCCGUACCGCAAAGUCAUCCCAGUCACUGGCAGAGCAGUCGAACUAGCUCCACGAUUGCUAUCGAUAUGGUCGUGUGGUCGUAAUUUAUCAUUUCGCUUUCUUACGCCGACAGCGCAAACCACGUCCCACGGGAGGCCAUAUCAAUGCCUUGAGGCAAGUUUUGUAUUCUGAUAGCCACUGUUCUCUUUCUUUUGAAUAACCGAUGGAGCCCGAUAGAACCCGAUACAGCUUUCGUGGGCUGAAGGUUCAAGCAACACUUCACAACAUGCAAAAGAACACCGCUGAUCAGUUUCAAAAGCUACAGAGUCUAUUCAGAGAAGGCAAAACCUUGCCUUUUCUAUGAGUUUUUUUUAAUUGCCAAAAAACAUACCACCAAUUUGCGAGCAACCGGUGAAACCGGUGAGUCCUUCACUAACUUCGAAUUAAUUGAAAGCAACGCAGCAGCGCUCCGAAACUCGUACCGACACUACACCACUGAGCCGGCCUUUUUUACGGGGCCAACUCGCAUCCCGAAAAACACACAAAUGCACUCUCGUUAGCUGCUUUUGAGUGAGAGUGUUUUUUUUGUUUUGGUUUUUGUUUUUAUUUGGGUUUCAAACCCUUUUAUCCCCACGUCCAAACUCAACAACGCCCAUAAUAUCAUCUUCAUCAUCGCCUACCAUCAUCGCGAGUGGGCUCAAUUCGCGGAAUAAUAAAGGCCCUUCGCUUGCUCACACUGUGCUAUGGAUACAGAUGAAGAAAAAAACUCCUUUAAUGAUGCUUGAACGAUGCAAUAAAAUGGGCAGCAUAACUCGGUUACCCGGCACACGGGAAAAUACGGUCAGGAAAUUAAAAAAAAAUAGACAUAUACACACCCUGGUACGUUACCGCAAAGUUUCGUGAAAAGUACACUAUUUGUUGCUAUUUUCUCGCUGCAUGCAGAAGGCAAAGGUUUUCGCAAUCCGCUGCAAUAACAGCACGAAAAACUUCUCGCAGCAUCAUCCAACUAUUCAGCAUCGUCUAACACACACACGAUACGCACCGAAUUCCCCCUCCGGUGGGACACUCAUAUUUUGCUUCACUUUAUCGACUUCCGCAGAGCUUUCGGGCGAGUAUUAAAAUUAAUAAUUAAUUUAAAUAGCGCGUCCGAAACCGGCACCGGCUACUGGCAGCGGGCACCGGCACCUCUCCGACACCCUGGUGCGUUUGCGUCCACUGUUUUCCCAUUGUGUCGGAAGUGCUCUCUUCAUCAACCUAAAAUGUUAUGCGCUUUUGCUUUUAGCGAGCCCGUGCCACACGUGCCCAAUAUGCGUGAUGUUUAAUGUUGGUGCCGGUGCUGUUUUGUUUUGUUUUACGUUUUUUUUUUUUUGCUUUUAAUUCCCUCCCUUUUGCCGGGUCUCGUUCUCUGCUUGGUAGGGAACAUGUUUUUCGCCUUCUUUUUGCUGCUUCGUGACCGGAGCACCCCUUUUUUCGGGGGCCAUGCAAUUCGUGUUUAUUUAUGCGACACAUCGCAUUAUUCAUUUAAUGCACACACCUUUCGUUUGUUCUUUUUUUGUUUUUGUUUGGGUUUUUUUUGGAACUGUUUGCAAGCGAAACACAAAGCGAGAUAUUUUCUUUUCCGUACUUCCAAUAAAAUCAAAUUAAAUAAACACACCCACACAAAUAAAAGGAUGUGCUGCGCUGGUACUUACCCCGUGGGGGUUAUUUCCCAUUUUCUUUUGUCAUUUAUUACGCUGUAUCGAUCUGGUGGCAGAGAGCGCAACGCAACAUGAAAUCUAAAGCUAUACAAUAAAGCUGGGGAAAGGCAAAGUGAUGCAUCAUACAAACAAACAAAACAACGGGAAGUGAAUGAAGCAAAACCGCAUGGAAAGUAUUUCAAAAUCAAACGAAUUGUAAUGGGAAACGAACAACAAGUAUUAGUCGUGGAGAAAAUUAGCGCAAAUAUCGGGGGAGGGGUAGGGAAAAGAAACGAAGCAUUAGCGUAAGCGUACGUUAAGUAUCACCUCGCUCCAAAAACCUACUGAGUGAGCAAAGAACUGACCUUUAAUUUCUUUAAAUAAUCUAACAAACAAACAAACAAACCACACCAACACAAAGGUGCACAAACUCUCCUCCGGGCAGUGGGUGGAAACCCGAUAUGAUCCGCAAAAGUGUAAACAGUGGAAGUAACCAAAUCAAUUUAUGGAAUAAAAAAGGGAAACCCAAAACGAGCGAAAGCAAAAAAAAAAGAACGAGAUAAAAACAUUUUCACACAAAUCUAAUACUUCAAAAAACAAAAGAGGCAAAAUCAACCUUCGUCAACACGUUGUUAGGAUUAGGGUAAUUGUGUACAUACGAGCAAACGUAACAAUAAUUAUUCUUACCAGAACCGUGCACUAGAAAAUGGGAUAUGGGAUUUACUUUUGCUUUUCCGUUUGUUUUUUGGUUUCGUUUUCGGUUUUUCUACGUGUAGCAUAAGAAAUGGAAAAAUAAAAAAACGAGGGAAUUAUGAAUCGAUCGUACACAUCAAUGUCAUCCAUUUGCUAGGCAUCACUUUAAGCAAACAAACAAAAAACAACAGAGCACAUACACACGAUCGGAUGGCAGCGCAGCUAAGACGGGCGGGCCAUCUGUUUUAGGUUAACAAAACACUCCAACUCACACUAGGGUAGCAUUUAAUCCAAUUAUCUAUACUGUAAAUACGGUGGCAAACGAUCGAACGAUCGAGUUGGCGCGUUCGCACUCCUUAAGAUCCUUAAGGGCUCCUUAAGGGCUGCGCCCUCUGCGGUCGGGUUCCUGGUUUGCAAUCAUUCUUACACCACACACUGUCCGGCAAACGGUAAACGUAAAUGUAACACACAAUCUCAACACAACACUAUCUCGAUCUCGAAACCUGCGUCGGCACGAUACUGUACAUAGUUAUACAUACUAGCGUGUAAGUGCAACCACUCAACAAAGGAAACACUCAACAGCAAACUGUGCAAGAAGGGAAUGUAAAAGUCCUACAAACAGAUGAAGCACAGCUCGGUUGCUGCAAUCUCCGCCAGCCGUAUUACUUGUUUUACUAUUUGAAAUUCUAUAAAACUAACGCACCAGUACUCCAGGGACAGGGGCGCAUUACCUGAGCGAGCAGCUGCCACCUGCUGCAGCGGACGGGUGCGCUGCAUCUAGGGGAAAAAAAACCAAUCGGCGAUAAUGAUAAGUGGUGAAGGAUUCCAGUUUCUUUGAAACUUUUUAAUAAGGAAGUAAAACAAAACAAAAACAACACUAGUUUAAUUUGUACAGAAGAGACGAACGGUCGGGAAGGAGCGUGCGAAAGGAAAUGGGGAAUUAUUAUAGCAGCGGGUGAAGCGACGCUCACACAGCACGCAACGCCUACAGAAACGAUACAGCAAAUUCGUUUUUGGUUUUUUGAAAAAUGGAAAGUCGUACAGCCGUACAGGUGAAUUGUUGACGCUAUGGAUAUUGAGGGAGAAGAAAAUAACAGCAACAACAGAGAAAAACGGUCGGUUUAAAUAAAAACAUUUUUUCUAAAUUGUGAA
Anopheles coluzzii is the source of this 9221-nucleotide messenger RNA. Its product is annotated as hemicentin-1. Bases 649 to 3603 code for a protein of 984 amino acids. The transcript is spliced from 18 exons. Lineage: Eukaryota; Metazoa; Arthropoda; Insecta; Diptera; Culicidae. Gene Ontology annotation, molecular function: protein binding. The record is from RefSeq and is a predicted model, not a curated record.